Messenger RNA from Phytophthora sojae, 1524 nucleotides. RefSeq lists its product as hypothetical. Bases 1 to 1524 code for a protein of 507 amino acids. The transcript has 3 exons. The record is from RefSeq and is a predicted model, not a curated record. NCBI's taxonomy places the organism in Eukaryota, Oomycota, Peronosporomycetes, Peronosporales, Peronosporaceae.
AUGAAACAGGCCCCAGUUAACAUCGAGUUGGCGCCCAGACGGCUAGCGGGAGGUCUCAAGCCGGUGCUAUUGGAGAAAUUGCCACAGCUCAACUGCUCAGCAUCGAGCCUGCUGCUUUCCAUCACGAAAACGAGCGAUGGCCGCUGGCUCCCGUGCACAGAUAAACUUGUAGCAGUCCUGCAAGAGGGCCUAAUGGCGGCGGAGAUUGAGGAGUGGCCAACGACCGCCUUGAAUCCGUCGACCAAGGCCGGAGACCUGGUUGCUGGGAGUACAAGCCGCCAAAUUCACGUGCUGGUGGACGGUCUGGAGGAGCCAUCGAGUGGCUUUGUACGCCAAGAUUGGACAAAGUGGUGUCUGAAGGAGUUUCGAGCAUGCAAGAUUACUCGGACAUCGGAUCUACCGCCGCUUGACUCUCUGAAGACUUUUAUCAAGCAAGAACUGGCAGUGAAAAUUGGGGCCUCCACGGAUUUCUUCGAGCUGUAUUCGACAGCAUCAUGUGACUCGGAGCUGGUGGGAAAGCUCUUUCAAAGCGAGAGUACCAAAUCUUGUUGUCCCCCAAUAAGGAUAUCGUAUGUAUCGUUCUGGCUCGACGUCAUCGGCUAUUACCUCAACUUUAUGUUUCCCAGGGAACGAAUUGAACCGGGACGCUCGUCGCGUUAUUUCAUGGAAAGCUUCGCGUACUCGGUGGAUGGAGUGUGUUUCUUUCGUGAACUGGAGAAAGGAUACAAAGGCUGUUCGGUUGAGGUUGGAUGCCGUGAAUUGCUUAACAACCUCGACUGGGUUUAUGGAGAUGUUCCCUAUUUGUUCAGGUACGUCGCUGUCGACACUGAACUUCGAUUGUACGCAAUUGAGCGUCCAACGUUUGAUCAGCUUAAGGCGACGACUACAGAGAUUGUCGUGAAGACAAUUGAAGAUACCUCGGAGUACCGACGCAUUCUUAAGCACACGAAAGAAGUUUACACAAUCCUCGACACGUUCCGAGUCCCCAACGUGGACCGAUUUCAGACUCCAACAGCGCUGGAUGAACAGCAGCAUGGAUUGGUAUUCACACCGCGAGGAUUUGAAGUCAAACCUUCGAAUCUAGCCGCGCUGUUUCGAGCUAUCGGCAACGUCCUAGAGGCCCUAGUGAAGUUUCACUCUGCGUCGUGGAUGCACCGAGACGUUCGCUGGGCCAAUGUGGCCAAACGUCGAGACGGUUCUGACGGGUGGUUGCUGGUUGACUUCACGGACGCUGCUCACAGUCCGCAGCUCUCAGACAAUGCCAGGCACUUGAUGCAGGAAGAACAUGCCCCGGAGAUUCGGGCAGCUGAUAGCCAUUCAGUAGAAGCGGGUAUUUGGUCGGUGGGCCAUUUGAUUGCAUCGAGCGACGUAGGCGAGUGGUUUGUCGUGGAAGCGAGAGCUGACUUCGUACGCGAACUAAUGCGAGGAAUUCCGUCGGACCGACCUAAUGCUCAAGAUGCGCUAGAACGGCUUCACCAACUUGAGCACGAGUUACCUCACUUCUCACCACCGAAAGCGAGAUGA